AUGGGCCGGAGAGUUCCCAAGUCUUCUGUUGCAGAAGCCUUCAAGGCACUUCUGCAGGACUUGGUGACCCAGAGCUUUUCUGUGCCAUCUCUCCUGCAGGAAGCCAUGGAGUUCGACAGAGGCGUGGAGAAGAGACCCUCCAGUGUGCCCCAGGUGUCCUGGGUGAAGGAGGAGGAGGAGGAGGAAGGCCCUAGAGUUGCCCCAGCAGAUCAGCCUGAGGAGGUGGAGCAGUCCCAGCGCCUGCAGGAGGAUCCAAGCCAGGACAGCGGUGCAGACACCGACAGCAGGCCCGCUCAGAGCAGGAAUGAUGCUUCCCCUCAGGAUGUUUCUGAGGAGACCGGUGUCUCUGAUCCAAAGCAAGAAGCCAUGGAGUCCGACAGAGGCGUGGAGAAGAGACCCUCCAGUGUGCCCCAAUUGGCCUGCGUGAAGGAGGAGGAAGGCCCUGGAGUUGCCCCAGAACAGCAGCCUGAAGAGGUGGAGCAGUCACAGCCUCUGCAGGAGGGCCGGGUCAGUGUUGCAGACACCGACAGCAGGCCCGCUCAGAGCGUGAAUGAUGCUCCUCCUCGGGAAGUUUCUGAGGAGAACGGUGUCUCUGAUCCAAAGCAAGUUCCAGCCUUCGUCAGGAACGUGCACCAGAGACUGACAGGCAGUGUGACUCCAGAAGAGAAGCUGCUGAUGGAAUUUCUGAGUGUGACUGAUGAACACCCUGCUGAUGCUGUGGUGACCCUCCUGCACUGUGCCCCAUCAUGUGACAGAGCUGCUGCCAUCAUGUGGAGGACCAUCACCUCAUCAGGAAGGACAGUGGUGAAGGUGCUGCCACAGCUGCUCUGUGUGAUGGAGGACUGGCCACUGCACAGCAUGUCCACCUCUGACGGGGACACAAUGGAUGUCUUUGCCCUGGCUGCAACCAUGGUGAUCUGGGACAUUCUGCAGAUGUUCUGGUUCCCAGAGUCUUGGAUAGAGUAUUCCCCCCAUCUCCUCGUGGCUCUGCUCUUCCAAGUUCUCAUCAGCACAGAGCAGAUACCAGAGGAGGUCAACACCUUCUGGAGGGGAUGCCGGGAGCAACACAACCUUCCCACCGAGCCCAACAGGUUUGUGGUGCUGACCCUGAAGGCCCUGCUUUGCCAUCUGGAGUGUGAGGAAGUUGUGGUUUCAAUGGAACGCAAGUGCGGCUGGGACACGCUCCUCAGCGCUGACACCCACCACUACGCCGUGGGUCUGCUGGCCAGGGAGAUGAGCCGUGUCUCCGGCCUCUUGUGUUCCCGGAUCACACUCCACCUGCUGGAGCUGCUGAGCAGGGAGGAGCCCCACUUGGAGGUCCUCAUCGUGGCAUUCCUGGUGGAGGUUUUGGACUGCCUGGACAUGAGUGACUGGGGAGAGAGCAUUCUGCAGAGCCUUUCAAGGCACCUCAGGAGUGAGUGCCCAGAGAGGCGGCACCUGGCGCUCCGAGGCCUCCUGGUGCUCAGCCAGGAUCCUGCGAUGGUUGAUGGUGUGCAGAGCCUGACUCAAAGCCUCCUGGAACUACUGUGGGAUGCAGACGAAGAGCUGGUCAGGAUGGCCCUCUCUGUAUUCCUCAAUCAAGUCCAGGCUAGAGGCAUCCCAAUCUCCACCCCCACUGCCCUGGAUCUGGCUGAGGCACUCCAGACACUCUUGGGCUACGACAACAUCCACGUGCAGCUGCUCUCCACUCGCCUCUUCCGAAAGAUGUUGAAGUUGGUAGUGGAGGAGGGAAAACAACCCCUGCAGACGCACGUGAUCCAGAGCCUGCUGCCACUCUUCUUCCUCUCGCAUGAUGAGAACGAGCACCUGGCAGACGCCUCUUGGGAAGUGCUGAUUCGUGCACUCAGAUUCCUGAAGAGAAGGGAUCUCAAGAACCUGCUGGAGGCGGACAAGCCGUGGCGGUUCUGCAACUGCCUGGUGGAAAGCGAGAAGAAACGAGUGGUGGAGUUCAUGUGGCAGGCCCUGCCAUACCUGGAGAGCCCACAGGAGCCCCUGCAAGAGUUGGCCCUCAGGUUCAUUGGGAUCGCCGCCAAGUACCUGAGAAAGGGGCAGGAGGAGGAUGAGCUCAUCAUAGAGGUCAUCAUUGACACCCUUCAAGGCAUGACUGCUGACAGCCCUGCCAUCUCAAGGCGUGCAGCUGAAACCUUGAAAAUCAUCAGGGAUAUCCAGAAAUCAAAACCUAAACCGACACCGAAAUCUAAAUCCACCAGAUUCCGGUAGCCUCCAUUCCUCUCUGUUCCAGCCCUUAGAGGAAUGACCAAUGACCUCAGACUCGCCAUCGCAGGCCUGGCCAUUCAAAACUAUACAUGCUAAGAGCUGUACAAACAGCUCCCUGCUCCAAACUCCAGCAGCUCCAAGACUGGCUCUGAAGAGGAAAAUGCCUCUUUUCUGCAAGGAUGGCCUUUUACACCAGUGUGGGACUAACAAAUACAUCUAUACAUCUUAUGAAA
Molecule: messenger RNA, 2450 nt
Organism: Pseudopipra pipra
Lineage: Eukaryota; Metazoa; Chordata; Aves; Passeriformes; Pipridae
Exons: 16
Coding region: 1-2220 (739 amino acids)
Cellular component (GO): cytoplasm
Source: RefSeq, a predicted model, not a curated record